UUCGCGUUAUCUUGUGAUAUUUCAUAGUUCUAACAAUAAAAGUACGUCGUUAGAACAAUAUACAGUCAUACGUUAAAACAUGAACGUACAUUGAUUUAUGCUAAGGAAUGUUCAAUAAACACGUCACAACCAGACCCAUGUCACUUCAAUAUGGCGGCGACGUUGACGUAGCUUCCAGGGACCAAUGCGUAAAAAGCUCGGGAAGAGAGAAGGUCGAGGAGGAGGAGGAGGAGGAACCGAGUGAGGCUACUCUUUAGAGUGGGUAACCGCUGCACGGAGACGAAAUUCUUCUGUCCUCGUCAGCCUGAGUAAGUACGUGACGGCGGCGAUGAAUGAAGACAAAGCAGGAGGCGUCGUACAACAUGAUACCUGCGCCUACAUUUAAUCUUCCAUACAGCCUGUGAAGGUUUCCUCCUCGCUGUCCGUCCACAGUGAACCGCGUCACCGCCGCCACCACCACCAUCGCCAGGCGAUGACAGCGGCUCCAGCCACUCCGCAGGUGAUGAGAGACCGGCUGCUACAGGCCGUCGACGGCCAGAGUAACAUAUGCAACAUGGGUGUAGUCGUGGAGGUUAUCUCUUUUUUGGAGAAAUAUCCAAUCACCAAAGAAGCACUGGAGGAAACCCGCCUUGGAAAGCUGAUCAACGAAGUCCGAAAGAAAACCAACAACGAGGACCUUGCUAGACGUGCAAAGAAGCUGCUGCGCAACUGGCAGAAGCUAAUUGAGCCUGAGGAAGAGUUGAUUUCCAAAGAACACACGGGUGCAUCAUGGUCUUCAAGCUGUGGAGUUCUUACCUGUAUGUCUUCGCCCACUGCAACCACCCCAUCGUGUAAAACAGGUCCAGAGUUAAAGAACAGAAAUAAUUUUAACAAUUGCCAUCCCCCAAGGUUAGAAAAAACAGAAAACAGAAAAUGCAAGGGUGUCGAGAAGGAAGGGAAGUUCUUACCAGCCAAGAUAUCAAAACGGACUCUUACUGAUAAAAUACAGAACUCCAAACAACUGCCAUCCAAAGAAAAAGUUAGCAGCUCUGAUAUGUGUACAGAUUUUAAUGUACAUCGACCUUUAGACAGGGAUAUUUCUGAGUCAUUAGAUGGGUUUGGUAAAAUCCCUGUCAGCUCUGUACAACCUCAUCCAAGUGUCUUGGGACACAGCAAGCCCUCUUUGUUGAAAGCAUCAGUUCUGCAACAGCAAUCUAGAUCUCAUCAAGCUGCCACCGGAGGGCAGUAUCGACCCAGAAGCCCUCACGGCUCCUUGCAUAGUCCUCAACCUCCGAUACAGGAAGCUAUUGUCAAAAAAACUGCAACACAACCGCAGAGUCUUUCUAGCCUCACAGUGAGGCCUGGCCCUGUGAACACUUUUGGGCUGGGGCCUUCUACUCAACCUUUAAGUGUUGGUGCUCAGGGUUGUGACCACUCACAGUCUACAGAUGUGGACUCUCAAAGCAGGCUUCCAAAUGUGUCCAACAAAGUAGGUUUAGAAGACAAUGGUCCUUUAAGCAAUAUAGGUAAAGUAAAAAGACAGAAAUGUAGGCAUAUGGUAAAGUUAGAUGUGCACACUGUAGAAGACAGCACAAAACCAGUCAGGUUAAAAGAUAGGAAACUGUUAUUUGACCCUGUGUCAGGGCAGAUCAAGCAUUCCCUUCCUAAGGAAGUAGGUGUGGAGAAAGCGGUCAAACUGGGGGAUAGACAUGAACCUCAGUGUUCAGAACAGCUGAAGCUGAAUUCAUCAGUUCCUUCUAGUCCCUUACAGCACAAUGACUGGAAAGAGCUGUCAAGGAGCGAAUGCAUCCAAUCUUAUCUUAGCCACCAAAGCAGUGUGCUGACAUUGUCGGGUGCCUACACUCCGGGGGCACAUUUUGUCAUGACAGAGUUCUUAAAAACACAAGAACACCAAAGAAAAGAAACCAAGAAAACACACAUGUUGACACCAGAAAUACCAGCCAAGGAUUUACCUGGGAUUAGCCGAGAGAUCGUUAAUGAAGACCUCUGCAGAAUACACACACAACACUGGCCGGGAGUUAAUGGCUGCUAUGACACAAAGAGCAACUGGUACGAUUGGUCACAGUGCAUCUCUUUAGACCUGCAUGGAGAUGAGAGCAGAUUGAACAUACUGCCAUAUGUCUGUCUGGAAUAAAAUCAGGUUUCUGUUUGUUUAUAAUUCUGAAUUUUGAAAAAGUGAUCCAGUAACUGCAUUCCAGACUUUUUCUGCUGAUACUCCAACCUACUUUUUACAGAAAAACAAAAACAAAACUAAGAUUAAACAUUUUGAUAAUGUGAACUUAUUUCAUAUUAUACUUGCCUUCUCCCUUUACUGUGUAUUUAUUUUGUACAAUAUUACUUGAAAUAGCAAAGCAGGUUAUGCUUCAAUUUUGCAUUUUUUGUACUGUUAAAUGCUGAAUGAAGUAGUUAAAGGCAUUUUAUUUGAUAUUGUUUGCCUUAUGAAAACUAUUGUUUUCCCUCAAGACAGAGCCAUAGUGAAUGUACAGAAAUGAGACAUUUGUGUUCAAUCAAAUGCAGAAUGAAUGUCUUGCUACUUAGUCCUUUAAUGGACACAAUUUUGAUAUGUGUUAAUAAUAAAUAAAAACAAGGAAACGGUU
Solea solea (common sole) is the source of this 2597-nucleotide messenger RNA. Its product is annotated as mediator of RNA polymerase II transcription subunit 26-like. The transcript has 3 exons. The record is from RefSeq and is a predicted model, not a curated record. Gene Ontology annotation, molecular function: transcription coregulator activity. Gene Ontology annotation, cellular component: nucleus; mediator complex; core mediator complex. NCBI's taxonomy places the organism in Eukaryota, Metazoa, Chordata, Actinopteri, Pleuronectiformes, Soleidae. Gene Ontology annotation, biological process: regulation of transcription by RNA polymerase II; positive regulation of gene expression. Bases 473 to 2134 code for a protein of 553 amino acids.